Seriola dumerili (greater amberjack) is the source of this 3318-nucleotide messenger RNA. It is a transcript of the gene cebpz, whose product is annotated as CCAAT/enhancer binding protein zeta. The transcript has 17 exons. NCBI's taxonomy places the organism in Eukaryota, Metazoa, Chordata, Actinopteri, Carangiformes, Carangidae. Bases 7 to 3297 code for a protein of 1096 amino acids. Gene Ontology annotation, cellular component: nucleus. The record is from RefSeq and is a predicted model, not a curated record.
GCAAGCAUGGCAGCGAAAAACAAGCACCGCAAGAAAUCCAAAGCCACGAAAGUGACUUUUCAGCCCGAAGAAAAUGAGCCGGAGGCUGAAAACAGCGGCGGAGAGGAGGAUGAAGAAGCAGCCGCUGAUGAAGGUGAAGGCAGAGCGAAGAAAGACGAAGAAGAGUUCAGUCUGGAGGAGGUUUUACGGCUCGGAGGAACACAGGCCGACUACAUCUUCCUCGCCGGUCUGGACGACUCCAACGAGAUCGUGGAUGGAGGGAAGAAAGGCGCCAUAGACGAUCUGGAGGAGGGCGAGCUGGAGAAGUUCAUCACCAAACUGGGCAUCAGGGCGUUGGCCGGACAGCAGGUCAUUGCAGACGAGCCGGAGGGCGAGGCCGCUGGAGAAUCUGGCGAGAAGGAAAGUAAGAAGGUCAAAGCCAAGAAAGCUUCAGCAGAGGAACGAGCAAACAACAACCAGACAGCGGAGAACAAACAGACGAACAAGAAGACUAAAGACGGUCAGGUAACCGCCGGGAAAAAGGCCAAACAGAACGCUAACGUGUUUGAGUUUCAGCAGCGGCAGGUGCUGCUCAUCAAACCUGGAGGGAAGUGGUUCGACCUGGACUACGCCGCCGAGGGCUCGGCGACGCCGCAGGAUCCCCAACUGGUGUCCCAGUACAAGACGCUGGCCCAGCGGCUGUUUGAGGCCGAGGUGGAGCUCUACAAGAGCAAGAAGACCCUGCAGAAAGGAGCCAACUCGUCCUGGAUGAAGACGGUCGUGUCCUCCGGCGUUCUGGCAGACAGGAUGGCGGCCAUGACGGUUCUAAUCCAGGACGCUCCGGUGCACACGCUGGAGCACGUGGAGAACCUGGUGUCCAUGGUGAAGAAGAAGGGCAGCCGGCGCAUGGGUCUGAUGGCGCUGGACACGCUGCGAGAGCUGCUGCUGUCCAACCUGCUGCCGGAGAACAGGAAGCUCCGCCCCUUCGCCCAGCACCCGUUCGAUCAGCUGGAGGAGAAGGCCAGCGGCAACCGCGACGCCCGUGACCGCCGCCUCGUCCUCUGGUACUUUGAGCACCAGCUGAAGCACCACAUGGCAGAGUUCGUGGUGGCUCUGGACGAGGUGGCUCACGACACGGUGCCGGCGACCAAGGCGAAGGCGCUGGCCACCGCCCACGAGCUGCUGUGCACCCGCCCGGAGCAGGAGAGAGCGCUGCUCAUCCAGGUGGUCAACAAGCUGGGAGACCCCGAGUACAAGACGGCGGCGAAGGCGUCGUACCUGCUGGAGACGCUGCUGCACAAACACCCCAACAUGAAGGUGGUGGUGUGCUGCGAGGUGGAGCGGCUCAUGUUCCGGCCCAACAUCAGCGCGAAGGCGCAGUACUAUGCCGUCUGCUUCCUCAGCCAGGUGAUGCUGAGCCACAGCGAGGCCGAGCUCGCCGCCAAGCUCAUCACCAUCUACUUCUCCUUCUUCCGCGCCUGCGUCAAGAAGAAGGACAUCGAGUCGAAGAUGCUGAGCGUGCUGCUGUCGGGCGUGAACAGGGCGUAUCCCUACGCCACCGCCGGGGACGAGAAGGUGAAGGAGCAGCUGGACACGCUGUUCAAAGUGGUUCACCUGGUGAAGUUCAACACGGCCGUGCAGGCGCUCAUGCUGCUGUUCCAGGUGAUGGACUCCCAGCAGACCAUCUCCGACCGAUACUACGUGGCUCUGUACAGGAAGUUGUUGGACCCCGGUCUGUCGUCGUCCUCCAGACAGAGCAUGUUCCUCAACCUGCUGUACAAGUCGCUGAAGGCCGACAUCGUGCUGCGGCGCGUCAAAGCCUUCGUGAAGCGUCUGCUGCAGGUCAGCGCCGAGCAGAACGCCAGCUUCGGCUGUGGAGCGCUCUUCCUGGUGUCGGAGGUCAUGAAGGCCAAACCGGGCCUGAAGCUGCUGCUGCUGCAGGAGGACGGGGGUGGAGAGGAGGAGGAGUUCAAAGACCUCGCUGAAGAGAAGGAGGAUGAUGAUGAUGAUGAAGAGGAGCACUUUGUGGAUGCUGACAAACUGGAGGAAGGAACAAGUGCAGAGGCAGAGGGAGAGGGGCCCAAACCCACGGCAUCAUGGGUACAUCACCAGAACCUGGAAGGAGGGAAGAGCCUGCAGAGCUACGACCCGCUGCACAGAAACCCGUUAUUCUGCGGCGCCGACCACUCCACGUUAUGGGAGCUGCAGAGGCUCACUCUGCACUUCCAUCCCUCAGUGUCGCUGUUUGCAAAAACAAUCCUGCAGGGAGGCUUCAUCCAGUACACCGGUGACCCUCUGCAGGACUUCACCCUGAUCCGCUUCCUGGAUCGAUUCGUCUUCAGAAACCCCAAACAGCUGAAGGGAAAACAAAACACAGAUGCUGCAGCGUUGAGGCCAAAACAGAGGUUACCUGUCGACUCUUUACCAGUGAACUGUGAGGAGUUUCUGUCUAAAGAGGAGAGUCAGAUCCCUGUCGAUGAAAUCUUCUUCUAUCGCUUCUUCAAGAAACGUCAGCAGGAGAAGAAGGUUCAGCGGCCGCGAGGAGACGGCGAUAAUGAGAGCGUGGAGGAUGUGGACGACGACGAGUUUGAGAAAAUACUCGAUUCCUGUGAGGGAGACUCGUACUUCACUGACCUGGCGGACAAUGAUCUGGACUUUGCAGGCAACGUGAAGCAUAAGAAAGGGAAGAAAGACGCCGAGGACUCAGACUCAGACGACUCGGACAUGGACGACCUGGACGACGAGGAGGUGUCUCUGGGCAGUAUGGACGAGGAAGACUUCGGGGAUGAGCUGGAGGAGGAAGGAGGGGCAUUCAUGGAUCCUGACGGAGGUGGAGAGGAAUUUGACGACGAUGAUGAUGAAGUUCCAGAGCUGGAGGAUGAUGAUGAUGAUGCUGCUGCAUUUGAUGAUUCAGACGACGAGAUGGAGACUCCUGACAUCACUCCUCCCACCAAGAAGGGGAAGAGGAAACCCUCAGAGGAGCUCGACUUCUCAGGAGCUUUGGGUUCUAAACCAGGGAAGAAGAAGAAGAAAGGAAAGAAAGAUGCAGCCAUGUUUGCUUCUGCUGAAGAGUUUGGCUCCCUGCUGGACGAGAACGCCGGCUCCAAGUUUGACAGCAUCGGGCUGAACGCCAUGGCCAACACCGACAGAGCAGGUCUGAAGCAGCUGAAGUGGGAGGCUCAGCGCGACGACUGGAUCCAGGGCCGCGACGUCAAGACGCUGCGCAGGAAGAAGAGCGCGUUCAGCAAGAGGAAGACGAUGUUCGGCCGAGCCAGGACAGGAAGCAGGACGCCCGGGAACAAGAAGAGGAAGAAGUAGAAGUUUUUGUUCAUGUGGACU